CGGUAUAGACCACAUAGGGGGUUGAGUGAAAAGGAAGCCACGUUGACACGAAAAGUGGUGUUUUCUUUUCUUUUCUUUUUUUUUCUCACGCCGGGAAAUAACGGUCACGUCGACAAGUUACGUCUGUCAGCUCAGGAGCCUCAGCGGAAACAUCUAAGGACAGUUAUUGUCCAGGUCAGAAACGCCACAUCAUCUGACAGGAUGAGCGUUGGAUUCAUUGGAGCGGGCCAGCUGGCUCAUGCACUGGUGAAGGGUUUCACUGCUGCAGGUGUGAUUGCCACACACAGGAUUACAGCCAGCUCCCCAGACACAGACCUGCCCACUGUGACAGGACUGAGGAAAAUGGGCGUAAACUUGACGACGAGCAACAAAGAGACGGUUAACAAGAGCGACGUGCUCUUUCUGGCUGUCAAGCCCCACAUUAUCCCCUUUGUUCUGGAUGAGAUAGGACCAGACAUCGAGGACCGUCAUCUCAUAGUUUCUUGUGCAGCAGGUGUUACCAUCAACUCCAUAGAGAAGAAGCUGCUUCAGUAUCGUACGGCUCCUAAAGUCAUGAGGUGUAUGACAAACACUCCAGUGGUGGUGAGAGAGGGAGCUACGGUGUAUGCCACAGGAACACAUGCUGAGGUGGAGGAUGGCAAGUUGCUGGAGCAGCUGAUGGCCAGCGUAGGUUUCUGCACUGAGGUGGAGGAGGACCUCAUUGAUGCUGUCACCGGUCUGAGCGGCAGCGGACCUGCCUAUGCGUUCACAGCCCUGGAUGCUCUUGCAGACGGAGGCGUGAAGAUGGGUUUGCCCAGGAGACUCGCUGUCAGACUUGGAGCUCAGGCCCUAUUGGGAGCAGCUAAGAUGCUCCUGGAUUCGGAGCAGCAUCCCGGUCAGCUGAAGGACAACGUGUGCUCACCAGGGGGCGCCACCAUCCACGCCCUGCACUUUCUGGAGAGUGGCGGCUUCCGCAGCCUCCUGAUCAACGCGGUGGAGGCUUCGUGCAUAAGGACACGGGAGCUGCAGUCGCUGGCAGACCAGGAGCGAAUCUCUCCAGCAGCCAUCAAAAAAACCACGUUGGACAAAGUCCUCCAGCAGCCCGGAGUCACAGUCAGCGGAGUGGCUAAUGGGAACGGCAAAGCAGGGCUCAGCUUGUUCAACAAUCGUACCUCUGGGAUCAAGAAGAAGAACUGAGUACACAGAGAGACAGACACACACCAACAACAUGUUACAGCUUUCAGUGUACCACUGUGUACAUAUGUGGACAUGCAUACGUUUUAAGACGAUGUUCAACCAUAGAAGUGAAAAAAUGGACUCAGAACUGUUCAAAAAUCAUAUCCGCACUUUGCCAAAUGAUUUAUUCGUACUUGAGUGACAUGCAGACUGUGGACCUGGUGAUGACAUCACCAAAUUACACACAAGCACAGGUGUCCUCUGCACACAUUGCUCACAGUUACAGCCUUAUGUUGUGAUGCAGGAUUACUAUCUACAUAUACACAAACCCAGAUACGCACUGAAGAGCAGAAGUGCAUUUACAAUCUGUCUGUCUGCUCGAGAGUCUCUCGGGCCGUUAAAUGGUAAUGACCUGGUGGGCCAUCAUGGUCUCCUGAUACACACCAGGCAGCAGAUGGCUGCUAGAUAACAUAAAGCUAUUAUUGUAUGUCUUUAAUGUCUGUCUUUAAAAAAAAGUCAUAGUGGAAGUCAUCAUGUACCCUUUUUUUCUUUUUGCAAAUAAUUAGCUUUGGCCAACAGUAUUAUGCUGUUAACAAGGACUGAAUGUGGAUCAAACAAGGAUUUUGAUAACUUUUGGUUGUCAUAUAUUAACACUAUCGUCUUCUAGCACAUUACAGACUUUGUGCCUUUGGCCCAGAACAUAUUUUUUCUCUCAUAAAGGUCAUUCUGAGCUUUAAUACACUUCUGAUUUCCGCAUGUUUUUGUUGUGCUGAAGGACAUUGUGCGUCUUAAAACCCAAAGGCAAAGAGGUCUUCUCCUAAAGGAGUGUGAUGUUAUCUGGAACCGCUUAAAUUAUGUUCCCAGUGAUACGCAAUUUAUGUAGACAACGAUGUAAAGGCAUUAUGCCAGCCAUCAAUCCGUCCAAGCUGUGCAUUUUGUAUUGUUCUUUAAAUUUUAUCCCCAUAAUGUUUCAUGUAUUGUUUUGUUUGACACAUCAGCCACUGAAUGGGUCCGAGUCAAGAAGUUGAUAUUAAAGAAGCAUAAUCUGG
This is a messenger RNA of Acanthochromis polyacanthus (spiny chromis), 2204 nucleotides long. It is a transcript of the gene pycr1b, whose product is annotated as pyrroline-5-carboxylate reductase 1b. The record is from RefSeq and is a predicted model, not a curated record. NCBI's taxonomy places the organism in Eukaryota, Metazoa, Chordata, Actinopteri, Pomacentridae. Gene Ontology annotation, biological process: L-proline biosynthetic process. Gene Ontology annotation, molecular function: pyrroline-5-carboxylate reductase activity. The transcript has 9 exons. The coding region runs from base 202 to 1176 and encodes 324 amino acids.